AUGUUACCUUCAACAGGAUACUUUAAUGGAAUUAAUUGUCCUUUUUACGACACCGGCCUAUGUGACCGACCUUACUGUCAUUUUCGCCAUGUUAAAAAGGAACUCAACGGCGAUAGUAUUGAAACGGGAGAAAUAUUACAAAAAUUGGUAUCAGCAGCAGUACAAAAAGUGCUUAGACAGAACGAGGCGACAGAAGUGCCUUCUACUUCUCAGAGUGCACCCCAAAAUGGCCCCAACAAUACACAAGUAGGUUCAAUGCCUUUAAAGGUUACAUAUAGUCCAACACCAAUAGCUGAAUUAAAUAAAAUAAAUUCAGAAACAAUUGUGGAUGAAGUUGUGAAACGUAGACAUAUACCCGUGCCAUAUACACCUCGCAAACCUGCAACAACUCCAAUUAAAAGGCCUAUUGAUACAAAUGGUUCUAAGUUAUAUGUUGCACCUAUACUCCAAUAUACACCUGGUGCAGAAAGUACUCAACAAGAUCCUUAUACUCCCAAAGGUGCUAUUGAAUCCAAUGAAAAGUAUUUGCCAGGAACUGAAGCUAAGGUUCAAGAAUACUUACCAAGUGAAGAACAAGAAUUACAAAAUUCAACUAAACACAAUUAUAUACCCUCCGACAAAUAUACUUCUGAAAGUAAGAUUAUAGAAUAUAAGCCAACAAAUGUUGCAAAAAAAAACGACAUACACUCUGUUAAAUAUCGACCUACUCCAAAGUCCUUAGUACCAUGUUUCUCCAGCGAUGAAGAAGAACCUCAAACAAAAAAACCAAAAGUAGCAGAAAAUUUAGAUAAUUUUGAUGACCUAGGGCCUGAAUUUGAUAUACUAGACCAAAUACUUGAUGAAGAAAAUAAAACUGAUGAUAUAAAGAAUAAAGAGGUGCAAAAAAAUUCAAGUAGAAAUAAUAAAAAAGAAUUAAAAACUAAGACUGAUAGUAAUGAAAAUGAGAAAGUGAAAAAGAAUCCAAAACACAAUGAAAUUAAGAAGCCCAAGGAGUCCCAUAGUAAAUCAAGUCACAAGAAAAGUCAUGCUUUUAAAAGCAUAGGAGAUAAGGAUGAAUCUAGAAAGUCACAUUCUAGUUCUAGGUCAUCUAAAUCUAAGUCAUCUGAGAAACAUACAAAAUCAUCUUCAUCAGAAAAAUCUAGGCAUUCAAAGAGUUCAUCAUCCCGACAUAAAGAGAAAGACAGAAAAACAUCUAGCGAGAGUAAAGACACUAAGAAAAGUAAUGAGAAACGUCAUAAGUCACAUAAGAGAUCAAAAGAGUCCCAGGACAAGAAAAGUAAGAAAAAGAAACGAGACAGAUCUCCCUCUAAGAGUCCUGAUAGUAUUAGUAAUAAUAUUUCUGAUGAUUUAGAGAUUCUAGAAAGUGAGAUUAUGUCAGAAUCUGAUGAAGAGGCCAUUCAAGAGGAAUGCAAGAGAAUUUUUGAAGAAUAUGUGCCACAAGCUAGAUCACAAAUUGAAGAGAAGGACGUUAAUACAAAUAAACAAGAAGAUUCUGAUGAGGCUGAAAAGUAUAUACCCACAAAGAAAAGAAUUUCUAGAACAGUUGACAAGAAUAUAAAAAUUAUAACUAAACCACCAAUUAAACCAGAUUUCAAAAUCAAUGCUGCUCAAGCUAUGGCAGAGAGGCUUGCUAAAAUAAAGCAGUUUCAUGCCUCUAAAACAAAGCAAGGUAGUGUUGAAAAUUUGAAUUUAUUUACUAAACCAGAGGUAGCUAAAGCCUUGCCUCCUUCCACUAGUUCCAAAGUGCGCAUUGCUCAUGUACCUUAUGCAUCAACUUUAAUAACUGCCAAAAAGUCAAUUAAUACACCUGUCAUAAAUAAGGCUAAAGUCUUACCUUCCACUAGUUUUACAUCAAUACAAACAGUGAAAAAAGGUGAACAAAGAGUAGCACAUGUACCUAAUGAAAAGUUUAUUGAUAGGCCUGGAGUUCUAGAGCCACUGGGAUCAAAAAUUGCAGCAAAUGUUCGAUCUACAUACUUAAAUUUAAUGAUAGAUCAGUGUUUAAAAAUAUAUUUGUCUGCAACUGAUGCCUAUGCAAGAGCACAACAUGAAGAGCUAACCACUAGUAAAAAAUGUAAUACUGUUCCUAUAUACAAAAACUCUGCAGUAUUAGCUAUAAGCAGGUUAAAAAAAGAGCUGCAUGAAUGCAAUGGUGUUAAAAAAUCUGGAGUAGAAUGUCCUGGCUUACAGAAGGUGCACAAUUCUAAAAUAGAUACAAACUCUCUGGGUUCAUGGAGUAUAGAGAGCCGAAGCAAGAAAAUUUAUGAUAGUAUUGAUCAAUAUACAGGGGCUAAAUUUUAUAGCAAUAUUAAAAAGUGGAUAUUAACAGAAGAGCAAUUACAGGAAAAUGGUUUUCCAAGGCCUCAUAGCAGCGGGGAAAAGGGAAGAGCAAUUAUAUAUGGGCAAAAUAAACAGAAACCACCUAAAGGUUAUAUAAGAACUUGUUGCAGAUGUAAAAAGGAUUACACUAUAAAUAAAAAGGGCUUUCCAAUUGUGAAAGAAGAAUGUGUCUAUCAUCCCAAUAAUAAAUAUAGGAUUCGAGGUGAGGUCAAAUAUCAAUGUUGUAGUCAAGAUGGAACUUCAGAUGGGUGUUGUGUAGCAGAAAGCCAUGUUUAUGAAUAUGUUGAUUUUAAUAACUUAAAAGGUUUUGUAAAAACUCUGCCACCAGAAAAGGAAAUGGAGGAUUAUGGUGUUUACUCAUUAGAUUGUGAAAUGUGUUACACCACCCAUGGUUUAGACUUGACCAGAGUGACUGUUAUUAAUUCUGCUUGCAAAGUAAUAUAUGAAACUCUCAUUAAACCGCUGCACCCAAUAAUAGAUUACAAUACUAGGUAUUCUGGCAUCACAGAAGAACAAAUGUCUCAAGUUAAGACAACAUUGUUGGAAGUGCAAGCCACUUUGCUAACAAUGUUUAAUAGCAAGACAAUUUUAAUAGGGCAUAGUUUAGAGUCUGACUUCAAAGCGCUUAAAUUAAUACAUGACACAGUGAUAGAUACAAGUGUAAUAUUUCCCCACAAAAUGGGACCUCCCUUCAAAAGGGCACUGAGAAACUUAUCUUCAGAAUAUUUAAAAAAAAUUAUUCAAAACUCUGUUGAUGGCCAUGACAGUGCUGAAGAUGCAACAGUUUGUAUGGAACUGAUACAUUAUAAGUUAAAGGAAGAUCUUAAAACUAGGUGA
Molecule: messenger RNA, 3177 nt
Organism: Leptosia nina
Lineage: Eukaryota; Metazoa; Arthropoda; Insecta; Lepidoptera; Pieridae
Source: the annotation of a GenBank genome assembly